GUCACUACUGCAUCCUCAUUGCUCUCCACGCACCCCAACCUCACCUCUCAUCUGCCCAUCCAACCGGUUCCUCUCGCCUCCGACCGACCCAGGAGCCAUAAUCUCACAAUGUUUGCUGCUAAGUGUUUGGUGACUCUGAUGGUGGUGCUGGUGGCUGCAGUGUGUGCGGCUCAUGCACAGGAGAGGAUUAAGAUGUGUGGGAGAGAGCUGAUACGUCUGGCUGUGUCGUCCUGUGGUAACGCUCGGCUGAGGAGAAGCAUCCCUGACAAACACCUGGGGCAGCAUCACUUCACCUCUCAGUGGGACCAGGACGCCUCCACAGAGGCGCCGAAGACGGUCCACAUCCAUCCAGAGUCUGACGCUGAGAAGGACGUCUCCUCCGUGGCUCCUCACUGGUACCCCCUGAGCUCUCGGAUAAGACGAGCUGCCGGAAAAAUAUCUGAUAUUUGCUGUGAGAGAGGAUGCAGCAUGAAAGAGUUGAUCCAGUUUUGUUAGAAAUGGCUCCCUACUCGUUAUAAUGUUAUAAACGAUGCUGUAUGAAACCCUUGAAGAAUGAUUCUGCUAUAUAUCUAAUAAUGUAGCAUUCUGGCUACCACUGCACAUCAGUAAUUAUAGACACUUGAUCACAAUGUAUCCAGGUUUUAUGUACAAAAACUGUAUUU
Centropristis striata (black sea bass) is the source of this 662-nucleotide messenger RNA. It is a transcript of the gene insl3, whose product is annotated as insulin-like 3 (Leydig cell). Gene Ontology annotation, biological process: adenylate cyclase-inhibiting G protein-coupled receptor signaling pathway. Gene Ontology annotation, molecular function: hormone activity; G protein-coupled receptor binding. Gene Ontology annotation, cellular component: extracellular region. The transcript has 2 exons. The coding region runs from base 109 to 495 and encodes 128 amino acids. NCBI's taxonomy places the organism in Eukaryota, Metazoa, Chordata, Actinopteri, Perciformes, Serranidae. The record is from RefSeq and is a predicted model, not a curated record.